Cooperia oncophora is the source of this 1779-nucleotide messenger RNA. The record is from the annotation of a GenBank genome assembly. Lineage: Eukaryota; Metazoa; Nematoda; Chromadorea; Rhabditida; Trichostrongylidae.
AUGCCACCUAAAAAGAAAUCUCGUGGAGCGACUCCUACUGCUCGUGGAGAGGGACGAACUACACGUUCCUCAGCCAGAAAGGCUAAAUCGGACCAUACUGAAUCGGAGGGGUCAGCCUCUUCUGAUGAUGAGAAGCCCUUCGAUAAAGGCCACGUGAUGAGUGUGAUGAGAUACGACUUCGAAGAUCUCGUGACAAAUGAUCGCUUCGAGCACCCCCACCUCAUCUCCAAGAUUGAUCCGAAGGAGUUUAACCUUGAAUACUACGAGAAGUCUCGUCUUGCGACACCGCUUCUUUUUGAAUGUGAUGCACACGAGCUUGGGAUGAAGGUACCGAACGCAGAUGAGUUCUCGGUUGACGAUGUAUUGAGGCUCGUCGGAGGAAAUCGAAUGAUAGAAGUAGUCGAAGUUAGCGGACAAACAAGCGUGAAGAUGUGCUUACAGGAUUUUGUUGACUAUUACAAAACUCCCAGGGAACAGCGAGAGACAUUGUACAAUGUGUUAUCCUUGGAAUUCUCCAACACAGAGAUGGAGGAUCUUAUACAGUCGCCAACACUUGUUCGUCAAAUUGACUGGGUUGAUAAUCAUUGGCCGGACGCUCUACGUCAGCGAUAUAUCACGUUUAACAAGAAAGGACAUUACACCCCUCAUCAUACGUACCCGAAAGUGCAAAAAAUUCCUCUAAAUAAGGAAUCAUUUGUGAUCUCUUUGCUACCACUACUAUCAGGUUUUUUCAUGCUGAUCUUUCCGUUGCACUACUGUUUGAUGAGUGUUGAACGAUGCUACACGGACUUUCAUGUCGAUUUUGGUGGCACUUCUGUGUGGUAUCACGUGCUUAAAGGGCAAAAGAUAUUCUGGUUGGUUGAGCCAAGUCUGACAAAUAUCCGCCUGUAUGAGGAAUUUGUGAAAAAUCCCGAGCAAACGGGAUUUUUCGGUCACGUUGUCGAUGAGUGCGCUAGAGUGGUACUGAACCCUGGAACGACGGCGAUUAUUCCAUCAGGAUGGAUCCAUGCUGUAUACACGCCAUCUGACAGUCUCGUUUUUGGAGGCAAUUUUCUUCAUUCACUUCGUGCUGAAAUGCAAAUUCAAGUAUACCUCAGCGAAAAUCGUAUCAAUGUCAGUCUUUAUUUCUUGAAAUUUUACUUUCUGUUUUUGCUUUAUACUGAUAUUUCUCUUUUUCGUUUUACAUCCCUGUUAUACUUGUACAACGAUAUAUUUCACGAUCUCUAUGGAAGGUCAACCAGUGCUCAUCGAAAUCCGGUUGGUGAAGAACCGCCCAUUGAAUUUAAUCAAGCUGAGCUGGAUCGUAUUUCUCAUUUGUUGCUACCUGAAUAUGAACGGUUGUGCGAAUAUCUACGUAAAAAGCGAUUGUUGGAUGUAGCUGAAGGCAUAACUCAACCUGCUAGCCUCCUCAACUGCUUUAAUUGUAUUUUGCAAAAGAGAAGAGAACAACUGGUGAGUGGAUUGCUAACUUUGUUUGAUCCGAAAAGAUGGGCAUGGGGUCAACGAAGCGUUCUAUUUCUUCGGGGUCGGUUGGUUGAGCUGAAUCUCAUUGAACCCUUACCAGUGAAAGAGGCGAAACCGAAGCGAUCAUACAAACGGCAGGCACAGGGUUCUCCACGUACGCCACGUUCUACGAAAGCUCGUCAGAGUGGUCCAUCCAAAGAGUCCGCGGGUGAAGAAACAGAGGAACACGAGCACAUUAACACCGAAGACGAAACAAAUGUUAAUGAGGUGGCUAAUGGUUCUGGUGAAGCGGAGAUGGUGAGUUUCAUUCUGUAG